This is a messenger RNA of Mesoplodon densirostris (Blainville's beaked whale), 1539 nucleotides long. It is a transcript of the gene INSM1, whose product is annotated as INSM transcriptional repressor 1. The transcript has a single exon. Lineage: Eukaryota; Metazoa; Chordata; Mammalia; Artiodactyla; Ziphiidae. Gene Ontology annotation, biological process: negative regulation of transcription by RNA polymerase II; neuron differentiation; regulation of cell cycle process. Gene Ontology annotation, cellular component: transcription repressor complex; nucleus. The coding region runs from base 1 to 1539 and encodes 512 amino acids. Gene Ontology annotation, molecular function: DNA-binding transcription repressor activity, RNA polymerase II-specific; RNA polymerase II cis-regulatory region sequence-specific DNA binding. The record is from RefSeq and is a predicted model, not a curated record.
AUGCCCCGCGGCUUCCUGGUGAAGCGCAGCAAGAAGUCCACGCCCGUGUCCUACCGGGUCCGCGGCGGCGAGGACGGCGACCGCGCGCUGCUGCUCUCGCCGGUCUGCGGGGGCGCCCGCGCCUCGCCCCCGGCGCCGAGCCCCGGGCCGGGCCCUCUGCCGCCGCCGCCCGCCGAGCGCGCCCAUGCGACGCUCGCCGCCGCGCUCGCCUGCGCGCCGGGCCCGCCGCCACCCCCGCCGGGGCCGCGGGCCGCGCACUUCGGCAACCCCGAGGCCGCGCACCCCGCGCCGCUCUACAGCCCCACGCGGCCCGUGAGCCGGGAGCACGAGAAGCACAAGUACUUCGAGCGCAGCUUCAACCUCGGCUCGCCCGUCUCGGCCGAGUCCUUCCCCACGCCCGCCGCGCUGCUCGUUGGAGGCGGCGGCGGCGGCGGCGGGGCCAAUGGCGCGGGCGGCGGCGGCACCUGCGGCGGCGACCCGCUGCUCUUCGCGCCCGCCGAGCUCAAGAUGGGCACGGCGUUCUCGGCAGGCGCCGAGGCGGCCCGCGGCCCGGGGCCCGGCCCCCCGCUACCCCCCGCCGCCUCCCUGCGGCCCCCAGGCAAGCGACCCGCGCCCCCCGCCGCCGCCGCCGAGCCUCCCGCCAAGGUAGCCAAGGCCCCAGGCGCCAAGAAGCCCAAAGCCAUCCGCAAGCUGCACUUCGAGGACGAGGUGACCACGUCGCCCGUGCUGGGGCUCAAGAUCAAGGAAGGCCCGGUGGAGGCGCCGCGGGGCCGCGCGGGGAGCGCGGCGCGGCCGCUGGGCGAGUUCAUCUGCCAGCUCUGCAAGGAGGAGUACGCCGACCCGUUUGCGCUGGCGCAGCACAAGUGCUCGCGCAUCGUGCGCGUGGAGUACCGCUGCCCCGAGUGCGCCAAGGUCUUCAGCUGCCCGGCCAACCUGGCCUCGCACCGCCGCUGGCACAAACCGCGGCCUGCGCCCGCCGCCGCCCGCGCGUCCGAGCCCGAAACCGCUGCCAGGGCUGAGGCGCGGGAGGCGACGGGCGGCGGCAGCGACCGCGACACGCCGAGCCCCGGCGGCGUGUCCGAGUCGGGCUCGGAGGACGGGCUCUACGAGUGCCACCACUGCGCCAAGAAGUUCCGCCGCCAGGCCUAUCUGCGCAAGCACCUGCUGGCGCACCACCAGGCGCUGCAGGCCAAGGGCGCGCCGCCGGCGCCCCCCGCCGAGGACCUAUUGGCCUUGUACCCCGGGCCCGACGAGAAGGCGCCCCAGGAGGCGGCCGGCGACGGCGAGGCGGCCGGUGUGCUGGGCCUGAGUGCGUCCGCCGAGUGCCACCUGUGCCCAGUGUGCGGGGAGACGUUCCCCAGCAAGGGCGCCCAGGAGCGCCACCUGCGCCUGCUGCACGCCGCCCAGGUGUUCCCCUGCAAGUACUGCCCGGCCACCUUCUACAGCUCGCCCGGCCUCACGCGGCACAUCAACAAGUGCCACCCAUCCGAGAACAGACAAGUGAUCCUCCUGCAGGUGCCCGUGCGUCCGGCCUGCUAG